Molecule: messenger RNA, 3057 nt
Organism: Trichosporon asahii var. asahii CBS 2479
Lineage: Eukaryota; Fungi; Basidiomycota; Tremellomycetes; Trichosporonales; Trichosporonaceae
Product: AMP deaminase
Exons: 2
Coding region: 1-3057 (1018 amino acids)
Biological process (GO): IMP salvage; AMP metabolic process
Cellular component (GO): cytosol
Molecular function (GO): AMP deaminase activity
Source: RefSeq, a predicted model, not a curated record
AUGUCUGCACAGGAGAACCCCCCUCUCCCCCUGGGCGGGGCAGCCGGUGCCCCGAACGAGACAGCUCAUCAGCCACCCAACGAUGCGAACAAUAACGGUGCGGCGACCGAUGGGAACGGUGCGAGUGAUAAGCCGGCUCGCCCCCCUCUCGACCGCCUCGACACACCCGACAUCCCGACCCCGCCGCAGACGCGCGCCUCGCCCUCCUUCUCUUUCCACGAGGAGCGGCGCCUGCUCAAAUCUGACGAGUACUGGCUCUCGCACAAGCUCCCCCGCCUCCCUCCCGCCGCGCUCGCCACUUCGCCGACCGCAUCCAUGGACGCACUGAUGCAGAGCACGCGCAGCAACGCCUCUGCCUCUGGAACGCAGCAGUCGCCAACGCAACCAAAGCCCUCGCAGCGCCCGCCCUCUGACGAGAGCGAGGAGGAGGAGGACCUCGGCCCCCACGGCACAGGGGCUUAUCACGGUCUUGGCUCUGCUCCCGCACGAGGCAAUUCGAUGCUCUCGCCCAGCGGGCCCGAGUAUGGCGACCUGGACCCGAUCGAUGUCCAGAUCCACCGCAACGAGCUGAAUUAUGACGAGCGCCUCGGUCUCGAGGAGGAGCAAGAGGAGCGGGCCUUUGGAAUGGACGACGCAUACCUCCCCGGCGGGCAGGACCGCCACCACCAAGACGAACUGCACGAGGCGGCAGUCGACACGGUCAAGGCGUUUGCCGAGUCGGGCGUCGGCAGCGAGCUGGAGGCGCUGUAUGGUGCCUUCUCGCGCUGCCUUGAGCUCCGCGACAAGUACAUGGAGCUCUCGAACCAGCGGCUCGGCGACAACCCGCGCGACCACGACGGCACGUUUGUCGGCUUCAAGGAGGGCCGGGGGGACGUCAUGGGCCUGCGCGCGGAUGCAGAGGCAGAGGGCGCCGAGCUGCCGCCCGACCCGAGCCAGAGCUGGAAGAUGGUCCCGCCUCCGCCGGACCCGCACUGGAAGUGGGAGAAGCAGGGCGAGAGCGUGCACCCGGCCCCGGCCGAGGAUGCGCAGGAGCGCAAGUCCAAGACGUCGACGCAGACGCCCAAAUUCGACUUGUCGCAGUUUGACAUUCCCGGCCCCGAGCCCGAGGGCAGCAAGCACACCUUUGCCUUGGACGGAGAGGGAGUGUAUCGCGUCUACGACGCUGGGGGCAAGACGCUCUCGCGCGUCCCCAACCUGAAGGAGUACUACUCUGAUCUCGACUAUCUCCUGGGCGUGUGCAGUGACGGCCCGGCCAAGUCGUUCGCCUUCCGCCGCCUCAAGUACCUCAGCUCCAAGUGGACGCUCUACACGCUGCUGAACGAGUACCAAGAACUGGCGGACAUGAAGGCUGUGCCGCACCGUGAUUUCUACAACGUGCGCAAGGUCGACACGCACAUCCACCACUCGGCGAGCAUGAACCAGAAGCACCUGCUGCGCUUCAUCAAGGCCAAGUUGCGCAAGUGUCCCGACGAAAUUGUGAUCCACCGCGACGGGCGCGACCUGACGCUCAAGGAGGUGUUCGAGUCGCUGAACCUGACGGCGUACGAUUUGUCCAUCGACACGCUGGACAUGCACGCGCACCAAGAGUUCCACCGCUUCGACCGCUUCAACAACCGGUACAAUCCCACGGGGUCGUCGCGUCUGCGCGAAAUCUUCCUCAAGACGGACAACCUGCUGGGCGGGAGCUAUCUGGCCGAGCUGACGACCGAGCUGAUCGCCGACCUCGAGCAGAGCAAGUACCAGCACUCGGAGUGGCGCCUGAGUAUCUACGGCCGCAGCCUGAAUGAGUGGGACAAGCUGGCGAAAUGGGUCGUGAACAACAAACUCGUGUCGCACAACGUGCGCUGGCUCAUCCAGGUCCCCCGCCUGUACGAGGUGUACAAGGCUGGCGGACUCGUGUCGAACUUUGAGGACGUGGUGCGCAACAUUUUCCAGCCCCUGUUCGAAGUGACGGCCGACCCCUCGUCCCACCCCGAACUGCACGUGUUCCUGCAGCGAGUGGUCGGGUUCGACAGCGUCGACGACGAAUCAAAGCCCGAGCGCCGCCUGUACAAGAAAUUCCCGCCAGCCCAAGAGUGGAACACGCGCCAGUCCCCGCCCUACUCCUACUGGCUGUACUACAUGUAUGCGAACAUGGCGUCGCUGAAUGCGUGGCGAAAGGAAAGGGGGUUCUGCACCUUUGUGCUGCGCCCGCACUGCGGCGAGGCGGGCGACCCGGACCACCUGUCCUCUGCGUUCCUCACGUCGCACUCGAUCUCGCACGGCAUCCUGCUGCGCAAAGUCCCCGCCCUGCAGUAUCUCUUCUACCUGAAGCAGAUCGGCCUCGCCAUGUCCCCGCUAAGCAACAACGCGCUGUUCCUGACCUACGAGCGCAACCCGUUCAAGGACUUUUUCAAGGUGGGCAUGAACGUGAGCCUGAGCACGGACGAUCCGCUGCAGUUCCACUUCACGGCCCAACAUCUGCUGGAGGAGUACAGCUGUGCGGCGCAGAUCUACAAGCUCACGCCCGCCGACAUGUGUGAGCUUGCGCGCAACUCGGUCUUGCAAUCAGGCUGGGAGCUGCAGGUGAAAAAGCACUGGAUCGGAAACCACUACUACCUCCCCGGUGCGGCAGGUAACGACAUCCACCGCACCAACGUGCCCAGUAUCCGCCUGAGCUACCGGCACUCGACGCUGCUGGAGGAACUCCAGCUGAUCCGGUAUGGAAGGCACACGCCCAGCCCCACCCCGAUGCCCCUGAAGCACUCCUCCGCCCAGCAGGUCGCCGCGGCGAGUAUGGCGCACACGAACGCCGUGCUCCACGGACACCAGCCCACGCUCGUUGGCGCCAGUGUGCUGGAUUCGCGGGGCAGGAAGAGGAGCCAGACGGACCUGAAGAGGAGGAGCCAGCUCGGCAUGAGCGCCAAGGACGCGAACGCUAUUCGGGACUUGAAGAUCGAGGACAGGGGCGAGAAGGGGGCGAGUCCGGCGACGCAGACGAGGGAACUGGAGGGAGGGAGGGAGAAUGGAGACAAGGCGGAGAGGGGUAAGCCCGACUUGACGAUGGGCGCGGAGUAG